ACAUGAUUCACAACCACUGGCGGAGGCCGGGACCUUUUCACCUUCACUUUCCCUGACUCUGAUCCUUUUCGACCUUUUACCAUCACCCGUCUCUACCCCCUCACUCAUCCGCUGUCCCUCCGCCAGACUCAUCAGAUUGUCGGUGCCCCCGCCUCAGAGCAGAGUGUCCGCGUUUCGGUUGAAUGGCAUAUCGAGAGGAGCUGCAAGAUGGCUAUGCGAGCUAGACAGAAGAUCCGCGCCCCGCGCAGGGGUCCCACGGCUGGGAAGACGGACGAUUUCGAGAAAUACUGGGGCGAUCUGUCUACAUCCUUGAAGAAGAUCCACACGAAAGAUGCCUCCGACAUCUCCUUCGAGCUCUUGUACCGCAACGCCUACGGGAUCGUGCUGGCGAACCGUGGACCCGAUCUAUACGAGCGCACCAAGGCUUUGGAGAAAGAAUGGUUGGAUGGGGAAGUCAAAGCACAAGUCACCGCGGCGAUCACAUCCAGUCUGCUGCUGGCGAGGGAGCAGGUAGACGUGCAGGAUCAGGCCAACGAGCGACGAGAGGCCGGAGAAAGAUUCUUGGCUGCGAUAAAGGAGGCCUGGGAGGACCAUCAGCUUUGCAUGGGGAUGAUCACGGAUGUUCUCAUGUACAUGGACCGAGUAUUGGCAGAGCACCGCAAGCCCCCGAUCUACGUUGCAGCCAUGGCACUGUUCCGCGAUCAUGUCCUUCGGUCGACGAUCAGGUCUGAUUCCGAAACGACGGUUUAUAGUGUGCUUGAGUCGACUGUGCUUUUCAUGAUACAGCUGGAGAGGUCUGGGCACAUAAUCGACCGACCCUUGAUUCGGCAUUGCAUUUAUAUGCUCGAGGGUCUGUACGAGACUAUCACCGAGGAGGAAUCGACGAAACUUUAUUUGACCGUCUUUGAACCGGCGUUUUUGGAAGCGAGCAGGAAGUUCUACCAGGCUGAGGGACGGCGACUGCUGGAGACAGGAGACGCUGCGACGUUCUGCAACAUUGCGACGGAGCGUCUUCGGGAGGAGAUCGAGCGGUGUGCCGAUACCAUAUCGCCAUCAACGGAGUCGAAGAUCAAGGAUAUCCUGGACAAUGAACUAAUCAGGAACAACCUCAAGGAAGUGAUCAGUCUCGAAGGCACUGGUGUCAAGAACAUGCUCGACAAUGAUCGGAUCGACGUUUUACAAAGCCUUUAUGUCCUCAGCGCGCGGGUGGACGAUAAAAAAGCUCCAUUGACUGCUGCUGUUCAAAAGCGUAUCGUCGAGAUGGGCAAGGAGAUCAACGCCUCGGCGAUUGCGGCGGCGCAAGCCUCAACACUCGGUGUGGGCAAGAAGCCAGAACCCGGCGAGAAAAAGCCUGCUGAAAAAGAAAAGCCCGUGAACCAGCAGACGGUGGCCGCUAUCAAAUGGGUAGAUGACAUCCUGGCCCUGAAGCAGAAAUUCGACAACAUUUGGAUGAAAGCGUUCAAGUCCGAUCAGGUCAUGCAAGGUGCCAUCUCCAGUUCCUUUGCGGAAUUCAUCAACCUGGGCCAGGGUAGUUCGGACUCGCGCAGCUCCGAGUACCUUUCCCUGUUCUUUGACGAGAACUUGAAGAAGGGCAUCAAGGGCAAGACGGAUAUCGAGGUCGAUGCUCUUCUGGAGAACGGGAUCACUCUGCUACGUUACGUGAAGGAUAAGGAUAUGUUUGAGGCCUAUUACAAGAAACAUCUGUCUCGGCGUCUUCUGAUGAAGCGCUCCGUGAGCAUGGAUGCGGAGCGGCAAAUGAUCUCAAAGAUGAAGAUGGAGGUUGGCAACCAGUUCACUCAACGCCUGGAAGCCAUGUUCAAGGAUAUGACGAUCAGCGAGGACCUCACCUCCAGCUACAAGCAACACGUUCGACAGGCAAGCGACCCAGACCAGAAGAAGGUUGAAUUGGACAUCAACGUGCUCACGAGCACGAUGUGGCCGAUGGAAAUCAUGUCUAAUGUGAAGAGCGACAAAGUUCAGCUGGCCUGUAUUUUCCCGAAGGAGAUCGAGAGCGUCAAACAAAGCUUCGAGCAGUUCUAUCUCGGCAAGCACAACGGCCGAAAACUGUCGUGGCAAGCCAGCAUGGGCACCGCGGACAUCCGCGCGACGUUUCAACGAUCCAACGGCAAGACACAACGGCAUGAACUCAACGUCUCCACAUACGCUAUGAUGAUAUUGAUGCUAUUCAACGACGUCCCCGCCGGCGAAUCCCUCACCUACACAGACAUCCAGGCGCAGACUCGCAUCCCAGACCACGACCUGGGGCGAAACCUGCUGUCACUCGCCGUGGCGCCCAAGACCCGAGUCCUGAAGAAAGACCCGAUGAGCAAGGACGUCAACCCUACGGACAGAUUCUUCUUCAACCACGAUUUCCAGAGCCCGUUCAUGAAGGUCCGCAUCGGCGUCGUGAGCGGCAGCGCCAACAAGGUCGAGAACCAGGAUCAGCGGAAGGAGACGGAGAAGAAGAUGAGCGAGGAGCGCGGCGCCAGCAUCGAGGCCGCCAUCGUCCGAAUCAUGAAACAACGCAAGACCCUCAUCCACUCCCAGCUCAUGACCGAGGUGCUCACCCAGCUCUCCGCACGCUUCACCCCAGACGUGAACAUGAUCAAGAAGCGCAUCGAGAGUCUCAUCGACCGCGAGUAUCUCGAGCGUGUGGAAGAGGACCCUCCCACGUACGGAUACGUCGCCUAGUUUAUCUUUUCUUCUUUUUUUUUUUUUCUCUCAUCUAAGAGACAAUCUCGGGAAGUGCGAUGCUUCUCUCUUUGCUUCUUGUUCAUACGUUUCCGUUUGUUUCUCAUUGUGGGCGUUGUUCUCAGCCUAACGGGAGAACAUGAAUCUUGGACUUAGCGGCGACGGCGCUCGGCGGAUGUUUUCAACAGCCAUAGAUCUAUUUAUUGAGCUAUUCCUUCCUUCUGUCCUCCCUUCUUCCUUGAGGCUUGCGGAGGUUUGUGUCUGGCUUGCUAUGGGGAUAUGGGAUUCUGAUGAUGACUGAUCAUGAUGAUGCAUUUCAGGAUGAGAAUGGAUGAUUUUUCUAUCUUCAACUGCCUUUUGCCUAGCCUUUACCUACCUCCUUACUACUUACCUACCUACCUACCUCCUACCUACCCAAACCCCUACCUAUGUCUUACCCCCUCCUACCUCGCUCCUACUCAUACAAACCAAGUCUAAU
This is a messenger RNA of Aspergillus heteromorphus CBS 117.55, 3169 nucleotides long. RefSeq names its product cullin family protein. Bases 208 to 2691 code for a protein of 827 amino acids. The transcript has 4 exons. NCBI's taxonomy places the organism in Eukaryota, Fungi, Ascomycota, Eurotiomycetes, Eurotiales, Aspergillaceae. The record is from RefSeq and is a predicted model, not a curated record. Gene Ontology annotation, molecular function: ubiquitin protein ligase binding. Gene Ontology annotation, biological process: ubiquitin-dependent protein catabolic process; protein ubiquitination. Gene Ontology annotation, cellular component: Cul3-RING ubiquitin ligase complex.